Messenger RNA from Calliphora vicina (urban bluebottle blowfly), 795 nucleotides. Its product is annotated as putative gustatory receptor 28b. The record is from RefSeq and is a predicted model, not a curated record. Gene Ontology annotation, biological process: chemosensory behavior; male courtship behavior; sensory perception of taste. The transcript is spliced from 5 exons. NCBI's taxonomy places the organism in Eukaryota, Metazoa, Arthropoda, Insecta, Diptera, Calliphoridae. The coding region runs from base 1 to 795 and encodes 264 amino acids. Gene Ontology annotation, cellular component: membrane; dendrite; neuronal cell body.
AUGAAGUCACCCCAUAGCAUUGAUGUCUAUGAAUUGCAAUUUAAAAUUGAUGAAAAACUUCAUGAAAUUAAAAAACGAAAUAUUCAGCCGAGAAAUUCCAGCACCAAAAAUAAGGAUGAUGGCAAAGUAAUGCAUUAUGUGAAAUGGAAUGCAAUUAAGAGACGUCUGCAAAAACCAAAGGAAACGAGCAAAGAUUUGGUAGUCGUGAAGCCCCAGAGAAAGGUUGAGGAUUUAAUGGAUAUUAUUAAUCGUAUAAUACUGUUGGAAAAGUCUCUCAUAGAAUUGAGUAAAAAUAUCAGCAACUAUCGGCGCCUACAAAUGGGUUGCAUAUUCUUUCAAUGUUCCCUGUCCAUUGUAUUCAAUGCUUAUAAUUUGGUUGUAUUUCUUUUGAAAAUUGCUAAUGGAGCGGAUGAUGUACCUUUGUCUCUUUUCAUGCUUUUAUUUUUCUAUGGUUAUCAUAUCAUAACUUCGCUGGCUGAUGUUAUUGUCAGUAUUAUGUCUUAUAAUGGGGUCUUUGAGACUAUACGAAAAACGGCCAGUCAGGCAGACGAACUAAAUAUGUAUAUUCUAGAUGCUGGCAUUAAUGCGAGGAUCUCCCAAUUAUCUACAUAUGUCUACAACAAUUUAAGAGUUUUUACUCUAUAUGGACUUUACAAUUUAGACGGCUCUUUGAUAACAUCUAUUUUAGCCGGCACCACAACAUACAUUAUCAUACUAAUCCAAUACAGUGGAGAUGGUGAAAUUUGUAAAAAUGCAGACAAUUUGCAUAUGGACGCAAAUCAAAAUCUAACUUAA